This is a messenger RNA of Gavialis gangeticus (Gharial), 1858 nucleotides long. It is a transcript of the gene TFG, whose product is annotated as TRK-fused gene. Gene Ontology annotation, cellular component: endoplasmic reticulum exit site. Bases 220 to 1410 code for a protein of 396 amino acids. NCBI's taxonomy places the organism in Eukaryota, Metazoa, Chordata, Crocodylia, Gavialidae. Gene Ontology annotation, molecular function: identical protein binding. The record is from RefSeq and is a predicted model, not a curated record. Gene Ontology annotation, biological process: COPII vesicle coat assembly; endoplasmic reticulum to Golgi vesicle-mediated transport. The transcript has 9 exons.
GCAUGCGCAGUGUCUCCGGCAGGCGCCGCCGUCUCUGUCCCAGCCCUUUCUUUCAGCUGCCACGUCCGGGCGCCGGACGGGACCGGGCCGGAGCCAGCGGGGCCCAGGUUCAUGGCGGGACAUCUGAACGUUAAUUUGAAGUGAAGCAGGGAACCUGACCUACAAUCCAGCAAAUCUUUAAGACUGACAAGCAGGCCUGUGGGACAUCUGGAGUCCACCAUGAAUGGACAACUGGACCUAAGUGGGAAGCUGAUUAUCAAAGCUCAGCUGGGGGAGGAUAUCAGGAGAAUUCCUAUUCAUAAUGAAGACAUCACGUAUGAUGAGCUGGUUCUGAUGAUGCAGAGAGUUUUCAGAGGAAAACUUCUGAGCAAUGAUGAAGUCACAAUAAAGUAUAAAGAUGAAGAUGGAGAUCUUAUAACGAUUUUUGAUAGCUCAGAUCUUUCCUUUGCAAUUCAGUGCAGUAGGAUACUUAAACUGACGUUAUUUGUUAACGGGCAGCCAAGACCUCUAGAAUCCAGUCAAGUGAAAUAUCUUCGUCGAGAGCUGAUAGAGCUUCGUAAUAAAGUGAAUCGCUUGCUGGACUGUUUAGAACCACCUGUUGAACCUGGGCUUUCUACCAGCCUGCCUGAAAAUGAUGCUGUGGAUGGUAGGGAAGAAAAACCUGCUGCUACUGACUCUGUCAAGCCAUCUACUCAAGUCAUAGCAGCUAGUAUGUCUGCUUUUGAUCCAUUAAAAAACCAAGAUGAAAUCAGCAAAAAUGUCAUGUCAGCUUUUGGGUUGACAGAGGAGCAGGUGUCAGGACCACCCAGUGCCCCAGUCGAAGAACGUUCAGGGACACCAGAUAGCAUUGCUUCCUCCUCUUCUGCAGCCCAUCCACCUGGUGUUCAGCCACAGCAGCCAUCCUAUGCAGGAACUCAGCCUCAAACUGGUCAAAUGGAAGGCCAGAUGUAUCAGCAAUACCAACAGGGUGGUUAUCCUGCUCAGCAGCCACAGGCUCAGCCUCCGCAGCAGUAUAAUAUGCAGUAUCCAGCGGGCUACAGUCAGCAGACUGGUCCUCAGCCAGCGCAGCAGUUCCAAGGAUACAGCCAACAGGCAUCGCAGGCUCCAGCUCCUGGCUUUCCUGGGCAACCGCAGCAACUGUCUGCUCAAGCUCCUCAACAGUACCAGGCCGGCAGCUACGCAGCACAGAACUAUACUACACAAGCCUCUCAGCCUGCUAAUUACAGUGUGUCCCCUGCCUCUCAACCUGGAAUGGCUCCAAGCCAGCCAGGUGCUUAUCAGCCAAGGCCAGGGUUUACACCACCCCCAGGAACCACCAUGACUCCCCCUCCAAGUGGGCCCAACCCUUAUGCACGCAACCGUCCACCCUUUAGUCAGGGCUAUGCCCAACCAGGACCUGGCUAUCGAUAAAGAAGCUCAGCUGCUGAAUGGCACAGGUACAUACAAGCAGCUGCUAGAUACUAUUCCAUCUUAACAGACUCCAAUACUUUUAAUUGGUACUAAAGUUUCAAAACAGUGAGAAGGCAGAGAGAAAUCUUUAUAUCAGUGUUGCUGUUCAAUAAGUGAAAUAAUUUGCUGGGACAAAAGACCAAAUGAAUCCUUUUUCUGCUUUAAAUUGUAUUGGCUUCCUAGUUUAAUUUGAGGUUUUGGAAACACUACCUAAAUGUUUGUAAAGUGUUUAACAUUCUAGCUUGCCUUGUCUGAAGGAUAUUAAAAUGCUAGUUGGAAAUUUAGCCCACUUACCUGGCUUGUUUUUACUAAUAAUAUAAUGUACUAAAUUAGAUCCAUUCUGGACUUAAAGCUAGAUAUUAUGUAUAAAUUGUAACAUUCACAUUGAAAGCUAAUAAAAAAGAUUGAA